Messenger RNA from Chondrus crispus (carragheen), 537 nucleotides. RefSeq lists its product as hypothetical. The record is from RefSeq and is a predicted model, not a curated record. The coding region runs from base 1 to 537 and encodes 178 amino acids. The transcript has a single exon. NCBI's taxonomy places the organism in Eukaryota, Rhodophyta, Florideophyceae, Gigartinales, Gigartinaceae.
AUGAGUAAAUCCGGAAAAAGGAGCAAGAAUUCCACUUCUUCUCCGACUCCAAAGGCUCAGCAAGUUGAUGAGAAGAUCAACACAGACUCAUUAGAAGUUUAUCAACUCUACUACCGAUCUCCUAGACGAGAGGUAGAUGCUCAUGUAGCGCUAUUUAUUGCAUUGGCGCGAAACGGGCGCAUCCUGAAAGGGAACAUUUUCGACGUGCAAGGACCAGAUCCGAAGGGCCGGCAAAGAAUGUCAUACAAACAUGUCGUGGUAAGAUCAAAAACCCCAGAGAAUUCCUCUUCUUUCAUGCACAUGAACAAGCUAGGACACAUCAGAGAGCAAGACAUUCCACAGUUUGAGGCCGUAUGCAGAAGCGUUACGCCGCCAAACAUGCCAUCAACAUACAGGGCAGAACGGCCCGAUUGCGCCGACUGGAUAGACAACGUUCUGUUUCGACUGUCUCGAGCUAGACUUGUAAGCUUUCUGCCCGAUGCGGAAAUUCCGAGCAAUGAGGUACCAAUGGAAGUUGCGGACGGUGUAGACUCGUGA